Molecule: messenger RNA, 490 nt
Organism: Choloepus didactylus (southern two-toed sloth)
Lineage: Eukaryota; Metazoa; Chordata; Mammalia; Pilosa; Megalonychidae
Gene: CARTPT
Product: CART prepropeptide
Exons: 3
Coding region: 1-351 (116 amino acids)
Biological process (GO): negative regulation of appetite; cellular response to starvation; positive regulation of MAPK cascade
Molecular function (GO): neuropeptide hormone activity
Source: RefSeq, a predicted model, not a curated record
AUGGAGAGCACCCGCCUGCGGUUGCUGCCGCUUCUGGGCGCCGCCCUGCUGCUGCUAUUACCUCUGCUGGGCGCCCGUGCCCAGGAGGACGCUGAGCUCCAGCCCCGAGCCCUGGACAUCUACUCCGCCGUGGAGGACGCCUCCCACGAGAAGGAACUGAUCGAAGCGCUGCAGGAAGUCCUGAAGAAGCUCAAGAGUAAACGCAUUCCCAUCUAUGAGAAGAAGUACGGCCAAGUCCCCAUGUGUGACGCUGGGGAGCAGUGUGCAGUGCGAAAAGGAGCCAGGAUUGGGAAGCUGUGUGACUGUCCCCGAGGAACCUCCUGCAAUUCCUUCCUCCUGAAGUGCUUAUGAAGGGGUGCCCACCCUCCCCAUACAUCCCCACUCCCCUUACUUUCCCCAAGAGGACAAGCCUUGAUCUCUGGAACUUGGCUUUAGCAACAAAGUUUGCAUUUCCCUCUGUGGGCCCAGGGGCUGUUUUGCUGUUUCCAAA